UGCACAUUAUCUUGAGAAUUGAUUCCAGUUCUCUUCUAAUGUAGGUUUGUGUUUGUGUAGUGCUUGGAAAUCCUGUACAUGAGGAGCCCAGAAUGCUGUAAAACAUUUUGACAGAUUGUUUUAAAAAUCAAAACAUUUUACCUGACGGGCAUACUUUGCUUGGGUGGAAAAUAACAGCUCAUUUUCUUAUGCAAAACAACUCUGUGGCAUACUGAAGACACAUGGAAUUAUUCAUAUGGAAAAAAAAAAUUUUGUGAGUUGACCAUGCUGUGCAGUGCUAUUGGAAGGUAGGCAUUUACAUAGUGCUGUGAUUAAAAUGUAUUUGCAUCCCAUAUGACAGGCGUUUCCAUGUUACUAGGAUGCCAGCAGUGCUCAGAUCAUCUUGGCUUCUCCCAACAUAAGAAAUGCAGUCAAGUCUCUAUUUGCUUGAAUUGCAUGGACCAGCAGAACAUUAACUUUUUUUUCUGCUGACGUUACACUGUGCAAGACAACACUAUCCAAGCAAACCUGGGUAUGGAAUGGAUUUAACAGGGGCCAAGUGCUGAAGGGCAAUAACAUAUUGACCCUGAUCCAGGGGAAACACCAGCACACCAAAACAGCUAUUGGAGAGCAUAACCUUUUCUCACAUUGCACUCAGACAAACUGAAGUCUUUUAUUCUUCUCCUGCAAGACAGUUCAAUUCUCCCGAUCAUCCAAGUAACCCACCUUUCUGUAUCUGUUCCCAUCUGCUUUCAACUUUCUGGAGCACUGUUGACCGGAUUCACUACUUCUGUCCCAUGUGAAGUUCAUCAAAUAGUUUGGCCUGAAACUUCUUUUACAGAUCCACAAAAGCUUGAAGAUCAGUCAGAAAAAGAAAUUCUGCCCUACCUGUGACAGUCAGACAGUGGAACAAAAAAUGCCAGUGAAAUGUUGUUUCCACAGGUCAGACGCUGGGGAAACAAUGGCCUGGUCUGAGUCUGUGGAUACACUACUAGCUAAUAAAGAUGGUUUGGCAGCUUUUAGGACAUUUUUGAAGUCAGAGUUCAGUGAGGAGAAUGUGGAGUUCUGGCUGGCGUGCGAGGAUUUCAAGAAAACCAAAUCCUCCACUAAGAUCACCUCAAAAGCCCAAAAGAUUUAUUCUGACUUUAUAGAAGCCGAUGCUCCAAAGGAGAUUAAUAUUGACUUCCAUACCAAAACCCACAUCUCUCAGAAUAUCUCCGAGCCCACCCUCAGCUGCUUUGACGAUGCUCAGAGGUCAAUCUAUAGUCUCAUGGCAAAGGACUCUUUUCCCAGGUUUCUAAGGUCAGAAAUGUACAAGGAACUAGUAAAGAAGCAACAGCAUGGAAAUCAGAAGAGAUGGCUCCCAUUUUUGUGAAGAAAAUACCUGAGGGAUUAUGAAUUUGUAAAUGUCUCCCAUUGCAACUCAGUACAGAUAAUAUUUUAUUAAAGUGAUUGUACAAACCAGAUCUAAGAAUUGCCUUUGCCAGCUUGUUUUUAAGUACAGUAUGCACACGAUACUUUCUAAUAGCAGCAGAGAAAUAUUCAAGAAACAGGAUGGAAUAUGCCAAGACAUUUGAGCUACCUUUUCAGUAAAGAUGUUUGCCAUUGAUAAUUUUUCCAAUGCUUGCUUUAUUUGUCACAGUGUUUUCACAUUUUUAAGCAGAAUGUUUUGGUUUUCAGGUUUGCCGUUGAUUUUUCUUUAGAAGUACGGCCUCAAAAAUAAAUUCCUUUCAGGGGACUUGAAUACAGUUACUCAUUCAUUCAUCAUCUUAUUUAUAACUUGUAAAAAAAUUUUAAAUCCUCUUUUAAACAUGUUUUAUACCAAUUCAAAACAGAAGAAGUAGAAAUAUGGUAGAUAACACACUAUGAUAAUAUUUAAUAAAUAGGCACCUGCUUUAUAACAAAUGUUCCUGGCAUUCAGAGCAAAUAAAUAUUUCAUAAUA
Messenger RNA from Aquila chrysaetos chrysaetos, 1922 nucleotides. RefSeq names its product regulator of G protein signaling 21 (gene RGS21). The coding region runs from base 896 to 1354 and encodes 152 amino acids. The transcript is spliced from 6 exons. Lineage: Eukaryota; Metazoa; Chordata; Aves; Accipitriformes; Accipitridae. The record is from RefSeq and is a predicted model, not a curated record.